CACCAGGUGUCGCCAUCCCAGCUGGGCUCAGACUAGGGAAUCUCCUCCCUUUCCUUCGCACGUGGUUCAUGCAAAUGGCUGCUUGCAGAAGCAAUGGCUUGUAUCUAGGAAGUUUUUUAUUAGGGGGUGUUCCAUUUAUAUCCGUUGUUCUUCAUAGCCAUUAAGUUGCAAACCUUUUAGCUCUUGGGAGCUGGAAAAGGAUAUUGGGGACACUUGGAAGGAAGACCAAAACUCCAUCCCUGUGAGCUCUGUGAGCCAUCUCCUGACUGGAACUACACUCUCCAACAAUGGCUGAAGGUGGACCGGAUGGCAGCCAACCUCCCCGGGAACCUCCCCGCAACCUCCAGGGCUUGCUGCAGAUGGCAGUGACUGCAGGAAAUGCUGAACCUGGUCCAACGGAGCCCAUGUCUGAUGAGCGGAGACAGUGGUUACAGGAGGCAAUGGCAGAGGCAUUCCGGGGACAAAUGGAUGAGAUUGAACAAAUGAAAGAAUGCCUUCGGCAGUUGGAAGCUUCAACUCCUGGAACUGAAAGUGGGGAGAGUUCAGAUGAGGCACAGUCAGAUCUCGUGCGGCGAGAGGGUGCUUUAGACCUCCUGGCAGAGUUGUGUGAAAACCUGGAUAAUGCUGCAGACUUCUGCAAACUGGAAGGCAUGCGACUGCUGGCACACCGAUACCUGGAGCAUGAGGAGCAAGAGCUGCGCUGGCGAGCUGCCCAUCUGGUGGGCACCUGUGCCCAAAAUGUGCCCAAAGUCCAAGAGCAGGCCCUGGCGCUGGGGUGUAUGAGGAAGCUGCUGCGGCUCUUGGACCAUGAUCCCAGCGAGGCUGUCCGGAUUAAGGCCCUAUUUGCUAUCUCCUGUUUGGUUAGAGCCCAGGAGACUGGUCUGCAGCAAUUCCUACAUCUUGAUGGGUUCUCAGUCCUCAUGAGGGCCAUGCAGAGCAAAGUGCAGAAACUGAAGGUGAAAUCUGCUUUCCUCUUGCAGAACCUUCUCAUAGAUCACCCAGAGCAGAAAGAGACUCUGUGUUCCAUGGGAAUGGUCCAGCAGUUGGUGGCCCUUAUCCGUUCUGAACAUAGCACCUUCCACGAACAUGUAUUGGGAGCUUUGUGCAGUCUUGUAACAGAUUUCCCUCAAGGUGUGCAAGAAUGCCAAGAACCAGAGUUAGCACUUGAGGAACUGUUAAAAGAGCGAUGCAAGCUACUAAAGGAUCAGGAAGAAUUUCAGGAGGAGUUGGACUUCUGCGAGACAUUGCUGCGCCUUUGCUUCUACAAUCAACCUGAUGAAAGCAACAUGGAUCGGUAACUUUGCUUCCCCUACUCCCACCCAGCACUGUGGAAGUUCAUGCUUUAACCGUUGGAGCUGUGUCAGUUGGAGACACUUGGUGGGAAACGCCCAUGUUUUUCCUUGCAUAGACUGAACUGGCAACAGGCUGGAGUCGCAGAAGACCUCUGGAACGAAACAUAGAACACGUUAGCCUCAUGAUCAGCAGGAAGACACUUUCAUAACCUGUUGCUGUGUAAUUUCCUCUUCCCCAUCCUAUGGAAGCAAAUGUCUACUGCCCCCAUCCAAACUUUAUUGUGACAGCCUCCCUUCCAAGUAGCCAAAGAGCCAGCAUUUGUAGGUGGCUGUUAACAUCUGUGUGUUUAAAUUGGGAAAUCCAUCCUAUUUCCUGUCAUCAUACUGCUUUUUUUGAGAAACAAGAUACUUAGUAGGGGAUGGCCGUUGGGGAGAGCAGCAGGUGGAAUUGUGUGCCUUUUAAUUUCUUUGUCUUAGUUUCAGGGCAUGAAUUCAGAUGAAUUUCAAGAAUUUUCGCUUUAGAUGUAGCACUGUCAUAGAUGGGAACUGGCUGCUCUAAAGACAAAAAUACUGGUUUACUUAAUUGGGGAGCAUCUGUUCAAAGGGACAGAGUGUGUGAAAGGCACCUUUUUAGACUGCAACUUCCAGAAUCUGCUAGUCAUGCCCUCUGGAAAUAUUUUGGGAGCUGUAGUGCAGAAAAGUGACUUCCAUGCACUCUAGGCAAGGGCAUCUGCUUAUGUGAUUGUUCAGGACUUAUAUUUUCACCCAUGACUAUUAAAAAUAGAUAUCCAAAUAGGUCAAAUUGAGAAAAAUUAUACAAACUGAAGUCUGCAAAAGAGAAUAAGGUUGUAAAAGAGACCAGCUGUGAAAGAGAAUAGGGCUCCUGUACUAGUUGCCCAAAAGUGUGUUACUUUUUGUGGCCAGUAAAAGGUGCAGGAACCCUGUCCUGUUGGACAUUUGACCACCCUAGUUGGAGAUGAUAUUUAUUCCUUGCCCCCGCUUAAUGAUUUAUGACAGCUAGGUAUAUUCCAACAGCUUGUAUUUCCCAUCACUAUUGUCUGUUGUUGCUGCAUUCUGCUUAUGUUUUGUUCUAUUUUUUAAAAAGAACAAGUUGGCUUUGG
Sceloporus undulatus (fence lizard) is the source of this 2413-nucleotide messenger RNA. RefSeq names its product HSPA (Hsp70) binding protein 1 (gene HSPBP1). Lineage: Eukaryota; Metazoa; Chordata; Lepidosauria; Squamata; Phrynosomatidae. The record is from RefSeq and is a predicted model, not a curated record. The transcript has 9 exons. Bases 288 to 1298 code for a protein of 336 amino acids. Gene Ontology annotation, molecular function: protein binding.